AUUUCCUACGCACAAUCUCCUCUAUUGCAAUCCUCAAACCCGACGCCUUAACCGUGUGGACUUUGGAUUGAAGUUUGAUUUCGCGCAGUGUUUUGUUUUGAGUUGUUUUGAUCAGCAUACAAUUUAUCUCAUCGCCACUGAAGGAGCCGCAAAAAAAGGUCCACGACUACUGUCGCUUUAACUUGCCGUUCUACGGUAAUCUGAAUGGAAAUCGCGAUUUUAAUCCAGGCUUGAAAUGAGCAGUCAAAACGGCGGUAUGGCUGUCAAUCAGUAUUCCAAUGGCGGCAUGGCGCGUCCACAGGAGAUAGAACUUACGGCACGCUUUUCGAAACAGAUGGCACAGCUUUGCAUGUCCCCGGAUUACUCCGAUGUGACGUUCAUCGUAGAGGGCCAACGUAUCCCGGCGCAUCGUGUUAUACUUGCGGCCAGAAGCGAAUACUUUCGUGCGCUACUGUACGGCGGUAUGCAGGAAACCAAGCAGAACGAAAUCACCCUUCACAUCCCGCUGAUGGCGUUCAAAUCGUUGCUAAAGUACAUUUACUCCGGCAGCAUGUCACUGGUCCAUAUGAAGGAGGAACAUCUGCUGGAUACGCUCGGGCUUGCCAACCAGUACGGGUUUGCCGAUUUGGAGAUGGCCAUUUCGGACUAUUUGCGUCAAGUGCUUUCCCUCAGCAAUGUGUGCGCCGUUUUGGACGCUGCGCGGCUUUUUGCACUGGACGGUUUGACCACCGUUUGUCAUUCGUUUAUGGAUCGGAAUGCGUCGGACAUUUUGCAGCACGAGUCAUUUCGCAACCUGUCGCACGACUCGCUGAGUAGCCUACUGUUGCGGGAUUCUUUUUUUGCACGCGAAGUGGAAAUAUUCCAGGCCGUGCACGAUUGGUGUCGAUCGAACGCGGACAGCGGACAAAAUGUGGAUGUCAUCGUGGAAAAGGUCCGUUUUGCACUGAUGUCUCUGGAGGAACUGUUGACUGUGGUUCGUCCGUCGGGUAUUCUUGAUCCGGAACGUCUGUUGGAUGCAAUAGCGGAAAAGAUUUCCUCCAAGCAGCUUCCCUAUCGUGGUGCACUGUGGCCGGAAGAAAACGUUGCUACACCGAAGUUCAAUUCGCGAACGAUUCAUGGUGAGAUUCGGUCCGCACUGCUGGACGGUGACACCGUGUCGUACGAUAUGGAGAAAGGCUACACACGACACUCGAUCGGUGAAACGGGCGAUGGCAAUGGGAUCAUUGUCGAACUGGGCAAACUGUUUAUCAUUAACCAUAUCAAGGUGUUGCUUUGGGACCGAGACACCCGCUCGUACAGCUACUACAUCGAGGUUUCGGUCAACCAACGUAGCUGGGAGCGGAUCGUGGACCACACGAAGUAUCCAUGCCGUUCCUGGCAGUUCCUAUACUUUCCCGCCCAUGCCGUCCGGUACAUUCGGCUCGUCGGUACGCACAACACGAUGAACAACGUUUUCCACGUUGUCGCACUGGAGGCUAUGUACACCGAAACGACGACACCGGUCGUGGACGGGAUUCUCCAACCGACGUACAAUGUGGCUACGGUCGAACGGAGUGCCACCGUCGUGGAAGGUGUCAGCCGGACGCGGAAUGUGCUACUGAACGGGGAGGUGAAAAAUUACGACUGGGAUUCGGGCUACACUUGCCAUCAGAUCGGCGAGGGUGUAAUACUGAUACAGCUCGGUCAGCCAUACUGGAUCGAUUCGAUGCGUUUGCUGCUGUGGGACUGCGACAGUCGAUCGUACAGCUUCUACAUCGAGGUGUCCAUCGACAUGAAGGACUGGGAGGUGGUGGUGGACAAGCAAACGGAGCAUCUGAAAUCCUGGCAGCACUUUACCUUCCUCCCGAAGGUGGUCGUCUACAUACGUAUCGUUGGUACGCACAACACCGCGAACGAAAUGUUUCACUGCGUACACUUCGAGUGUCCGUCGCAAGAUCCGGACUUUUUAAAAUGCGAACGAAAUGUUUCCACGCCAAGUAUUGAACUGUCAGCGGCCAGCACGAAUGAGCCCGAUCCACAGGACAACACAAAUGAUUAAUGGACAAGGCUAUUUUGUACUUAGCUGACUCAUGUCGCCAACCUGUUUGAAUCUCUUCCACCCACAAAGGAAAGCAAUGAUCGCAACAAACAAACCUCCGUACUGAUUAUGCUUACCAGCAACUAAAUUUUAAUUAAGAAAACCUAAAUGCAGUGUAAAUCUGUGAUCUAUCCUGACGCUCACAGUCUAAUACUCGUGGUGGGGAUCGUGUGCGUGUUUAUUUUACUAUGACAUUGGAUAUUAAACUUUUUAUUGAAUAGAGAAGAAAAUCGUGAACAAA
Anopheles funestus (African malaria mosquito) is the source of this 2318-nucleotide messenger RNA. RefSeq names its product BTB/POZ domain-containing protein 9 (gene BTBD9). Bases 236 to 2038 code for a protein of 600 amino acids. Gene Ontology annotation, molecular function: protein binding. Lineage: Eukaryota; Metazoa; Arthropoda; Insecta; Diptera; Culicidae. The record is from RefSeq and is a predicted model, not a curated record. Gene Ontology annotation, biological process: modulation of chemical synaptic transmission; adult locomotory behavior; circadian behavior. The transcript is spliced from 3 exons.